Messenger RNA from Culex quinquefasciatus (southern house mosquito), 454 nucleotides. RefSeq names its product leukocyte elastase inhibitor. The annotation marks the transcript as partial. The record is from RefSeq and is a predicted model, not a curated record. Lineage: Eukaryota; Metazoa; Arthropoda; Insecta; Diptera; Culicidae. The transcript has 2 exons. Gene Ontology annotation, molecular function: serine-type endopeptidase inhibitor activity.
GAUAAUGAGGACAAAUGGUAUGGAAAUAUACGGCUGGGAGUUCCACGGUUCAAGAUCGAGCAAAAAUUGGACGCGAAAGCGACCCUCGAAAAGAUGGGACUUGGGGAACUUUUCGACCAGGAAGCGUUCCAGGUGCUUGCGACGAGGUUGUCCAAACUGGGACAGGUCAAACAGUCGGCUUUUAUCAAGGUGGACGAGAAGGGGACGCAAGCUGCGGCAGCUGCUGCAAUUCAAUCAUACCUGAUAUCUGGAUCGUGGGAUGUCGACGUAGAUCGGCCAUUUAUGUACAUCGUUCGCAAGGAAUCGACGAAGGAUAUUCUGUUCAUUGGGCACUACUCCAAUUACGAGGGAUAAAUCAAGAUUCGUUCGUCUAGCCUACUUUGACCUCAAUCUAGUGAUAGUGAUAUUACACGUUGAAUAAAACUACUUCAGUUUGAUCAUAAGAUUUUAGAAA